Messenger RNA from Cuscuta epithymum, 2124 nucleotides. The record is from the annotation of a GenBank genome assembly. NCBI's taxonomy places the organism in Eukaryota, Viridiplantae, Streptophyta, Magnoliopsida, Solanales, Convolvulaceae.
UGCGAGUUUCGAUUCUACAGACCACAGUAAGUGAGUAAACUUCACUCUUUUCCUUAGAUCAUCUUCAGUGGAUAAGCAAUGGUAAGGGAGAAAAUGGGGAAGACCUUCACUGUGGCGAAAUCAAGCAUUAUCGCAAAACCAGGUGGAGAUUUUUACGAGGAUGAUCGGCACUUACUCGUGACUCACAAUCUGAAACGGCUAACACCGUCAGCUACACAACUACGUGUCCUUGUUGCUGACUGCAUCCGACGCACAAAAGUUUCUUCCUCCAAAGAACCGAUUUUUAUCUACAUUAUGGCCUCACGUCAUCGCACCGUUUCUUCGAGACUCUUACCCGAUACAUAUCGGUUCCCCACCGAUAUAUAUAUCAGUGCCUGGGCGGAGGAAACCAAGCAAAUCCCACCUCUGCAUUCGGUAAAUCCUCCAUAGCUUCAAGCAAACCUUGCUCUAAUAGUAUUUGGGUAAGCUCUGGUUGUGCUUGUUAGUUGAUUUCCGCAUGCUUAUAUGUGUUUUAGCUUUCGGUGCGUUUGUUGAGAGAAAGAUUUGGUAUUUGCUUGAUAGCUUGUUUGCUUAAAUUUGUAUGCAAAGCUCAACUGUGGGGUUAAAAUGUAGUUUUGGAUUGAGGAUUCAGGUGUUCAAGUGUUGCCUCUGAUAAAAUAGUUUUGGCUCAAUUGAUUCUUCAUUCAUCAUGUUUUGGGUGUGGGGGGUAUUUUAUGGAAACAUAGCAGGAAUGAAUCUGCUUAUUUGGUUGUCUACUGACUUUCUGUUGAUUCCCUUUGUGCUCUGUGAUGGAAGCUAUAUAGCUAAUGCAAAAUGCUUGUUGCUUUUAAGCUCUGCCGGGUAGAGGAGGCGUACAUGUGGUGUGGCUACACCCCAUGAAACAAAUGAUCACUUCUGUAUGAACUUAAUUGAUAAUUUUGAACUUAUUAUUGGCAGCUAAUCAUCUGCUAAUUCAGUUCUGGAGAUGACCCGUUUUUACCUUUUUAGCAAAAGCAUUAUUACCUUUACAUGGUUAUUAAAAGUUUUAAUGGGUUUUCUUGAAGUACAUGGAUUUUUUUUUUAAAAAAAAUUACUGUUUAUACUUUAAAAGGUGAAUCUUUUACGUUUUUUUUCUUUUACUUUGCGUUAUCAACUUGUCUUUUAAUAUUAUCAUUCAAAAUACAUGUAUGUUUCUGAAUAUUUUUAUCUACAUGGCAUUAAUCUUGUGUUCAUAGCCGAUAUGGGAGGAUUUUGCUGUGCUGCAAGGAAGCCUCUUCUCGAGAGAACCACCUAUUAUUUGCCAUCUUCAGAGGAGCAGGAACCAUUAACUUCAAAUGACAGUGAAGCCGCUGGAUAUGCAGCAAAUUUGGAUACGUCACGCCUUGACACAUUCCGCGCACCGCCCCAGCCUCUUCCGUUUGAUGUGUUCUAUGGUUGUCCAAGUCCGUCACACACCGCAGAUUCAAGGCCUCUUUCCAGCCUCUCGCCUAAAGAAGAAGAAGAAGUUUGUCCCACUUGUCUUGAAGAGUACGAUGAUGACAACCCAAAAAUAAAAACCCAAUGCAACCAUCAUUUCCAUCUCGCUUGCAUCCUUGAUUGGAGAAAAAGAAGCGACACCUGCCCCAUAUGCAAUCAGGUUGGUUUUUUUUGUUUUCUUUACCACCCUUGACGAAUUCGGUCAGCUUUUCCCAGCUUUGAGAUUGGUGUUGUAAUUUGUUGUGAUGUGUGAUGAUAAAUGAGACUUCAGUUUGAAGGUCAAUUUGCUUUAGGUCAAUGUUUCCAUCUUGAUCUUUGUCUAUUUUUUUUGCCAGGAAAUGAUAUAUGAAAGUGAACCUCUGCGAUACAUAAAGGUUGAUUAGCUGGACAUUGUAGUCAUACUGUUCUAUGUAAAGGACACAGAUUUUUAUUCCCAGUUUUGGAUUUUGUAGUCAUGUUACACCUGUACAGGUCUCUUUCUUUUUGUAAUUUUGUAUAUUAUUCUGUAAUUAUUUUAUCAGGCUGAUUAUGUUUUUUAUUCAUUAUACAAUCACAUUAGUGAUCAGUUUUGACAUGCUAGCCGUUAAAAACAAUUAUUUUUCGAACUUUGGUAAAAGAAUGUCACCCGAAUUCUAUUGGCUUUUGAUAUGAAAAACUGUUGGCUAUUAA